Drosophila ficusphila is the source of this 7826-nucleotide messenger RNA. RefSeq names its product serine/threonine-protein kinase ATR (gene mei-41). The record is from RefSeq and is a predicted model, not a curated record. Gene Ontology annotation, biological process: DNA damage checkpoint signaling; telomere maintenance; protein phosphorylation. The transcript is spliced from 5 exons. Gene Ontology annotation, cellular component: nucleus. Gene Ontology annotation, molecular function: protein serine/threonine kinase activity; protein binding. Lineage: Eukaryota; Metazoa; Arthropoda; Insecta; Diptera; Drosophilidae. Bases 60 to 7610 code for a protein of 2516 amino acids.
AUUGCCGGUAUUGAUAAACAAAUGUCUUUCUGUUGCGGAUUUCAAAUAAACCUGGCAAGAUGUCGAACCAACGAAAGGACAUGUGGAAGCUGCUGUACAACCACGUCAAUCGGAACGGCAGCAACCUCUCCCGCGUGUACACGGUGAUCGAGGACAUCCUGUGCCAGGAACCGAGCCUUAUAAGUUGUUCCUUGGUGCGCGAGCUGCACAACAAAUUCCAGGACACAUUCCUCCUUUGGCUUCUUAACAAACUUGCCAAGUGCUUAAGUGAGGCGAAAGAUGGCGGCAGCCAGUGCAUCACACUGCAGAGGAAAAUACUCAGUUCCUGUUGCUCCAAUCAUCCGAAGUUGUACGAACGCCUGGUUUUGGCCUAUGUGGAAGCCUUGCAGGAGAUGCACCUGCAAUUGAGUGCUUUGGAUUUCAGUCAAGUGCGCGAGGAGCACCAGCGAACCAUUUCCCUUCGCAUUUUCCACUGCGACGUGACUUGCCUUCAGGAAUUUGAUCCGCAAUGCGCCUUCGAGGAGAUCAACGUGGCCAUUGAGCAGGCCGACAUGUAUGCCAAGAGUCUGCUGCAGGUACUGCAGCACGCCCAUCACAUUGGCUAUGCCACGCACGGCGACAUCUUCUCCGGAAGCCUUCAUCAGGCUUUGCUGAUCCUCAAAGAGUGCGACAUGGACACCAAAUUGGCCAGCCUGACCUACUGUCACAGUGUCCUGCGGUCACAGUCCAACGACCGCUGGCUAACCAAUCCGGAUGUUGGUCAUUAUGCUCAGCUAACACUGGAGGCAACGGUCAUUAUUUGGUCCUCGGUUCCCAAGUGGUUGGACAUGGGCUGUAUGACGCGGCAGGAACUUAAAGGUUUGAAUACGGCCACCAAAGAACUGCUGGAUGUCUUGCACAUCCAUGGCCGUUCGGCUCUCGAGCUUGGCUAUCUUCUACUCAACGAGAUUCUAAGCUUGCCCGCAGACAUCGAAUUGGAGGAGGGAUUACUGGAAUCUCUGAGUAAAUUUAUUCAGGGCCAUCUGGAGCAUUCGGUUGUAUCAAUGGAGCAACUUGUGCACUUGCAGCAGCUGUUGCUUAUCCACUGGCACUCGCACCCAGCUCAUUUACUGCCCAUUUUGGCUCUUAUGUCUCUAAAGCAAACUGAGAUACGCACAGCAGUUGUGCAGGCCCUUUCCCAAAGUCUCGUUCAAACCGUACAGAAAAGGGAAAUAUUGCCCAACGACUGGAUUGAAAUAGUGUCCAUUUUACGUGCCUUUAAGCAGCUGGAACAGCUGCACCUGUCACAAAGUCAGCAAAAAAUAUGUUUGGAGGAAAAGCAAAUCGAUUCUUCAGUUUUGGCGAAACUACCGCUCCAGUGUGAGCUUCCAAAGAUGAGUGAAACCAAUUGGAACGGCCUUUCCAUGCAGUUGGUGGAGCAGGAAACCAAGUGUCCCUCGGCCAAAAAGGAUAUAUAUUUCGAAAUCUGCUCGCUUCUGAUGAAAAUCGCUUUUGUUCGGCACUUUUUAAAAACACAAACGCAACACCAACUGCUGGCGAUUCUUCAGCGGCACAUGGAGUUAUCCCACCUGGGCGCCAUUCGCUUGGAAACACCUUCGAGUGCCCACACCCAAAUGCAGACCUUCUACGCCCAGCAUUACAUGAACCUCAUUAAAUCGGAGGCGACACUCGCAGUAUUCUGUAGCAAUCUACCUCUGUUGUAUAUUUCGGGUUAUAUUAAACCGGAGCAACUGCUGAGAGCCCUGCCCUCGAUGGCCAGCCAAAGUAGCCGUGCUCAUGUCAUCCGCUUGCUGCUGUGCUCCCAACCAGGCACUUUGAGUGUCUUUAAAGUCCACGAUCGCAUCGAGUUGUACUGCCCGAAGUGCCGGCCAUUGCCAGAGAAACUUCCUGGAGUUUAUCUCGGAAAAUGCAAGCAGCCAAUGGCCAGUCUAGAUUUCUCCAGCUCCCUCCUCGAAAUGAUAGCCAGGGAUUUCCUAUUUCAUCCCGAUUUCAAUUACAUUUCCCACCAUCUGGAUGUGCUGAGCUUUGAGCCUGAUUCGAUACUUUCUCUCCUAAAAGAAACGGAUGGAUUGCAAAGAGUUUGCGUAAAGAUUCUUGGUCAUUUGGUUGCUGCAAUGCGUGCGAUUUCAUCCGAUUUCAUGGAGCAAAUGGCGAACCUUGUGCUUGGUGCUAUUAAAACGAUGCUGGCCAAACCGCUUGCAGAGCAAAAUGUUUUGCAACAGCGGCGAAUGCUCAACAUACUGAACGCCAUCGCUCACACGGAAGUCGAUGAGAUCUGGCUCUUCCACUGGUUCAAGAUGACCUUCUUCUUUUUGGUGCACACCCAGUCGCUGGUGGCCCAAGAGGCAGUGCUGGCGGCCACCGAGAUAUGUGCCAGCCACGGCCUGCAGACGAUCAAUCUGUGGAACUGGUACAAGCGGGAUGCCCUCGAUUUGACAGUUCGACUGGCCCUAACUGGAUAUCUUUCGGAUGGCGUUCGGUUCACCAGAUCCCUCAGAGCGUUGACUAAAAUGCUGGGCUUUACGUGCGUCCAAGAGUUCACCUGCAAGUAUCAUCGCCUGUUGACAGCCAUGGUUUUGCCGCACUGCAUUGUUGAGCCGCGUGCCAAGGGAGUUCUCGUUUUGAUAGCCAAGCAGAUGCGGAAGCCACUUGCCACUUUGUUUUCCAUCUCGUUUCUGAGGCUAUACACCCAUGUUUAUCUCACCGAAGAACCCGAGUUGGCCAACAGUUGCAUUGAGCUGGUGGUUAGUUGCACCCAAUCCAGUUUGCAGCAACUAAUGAAUACAGAUGUGAAGCAAACGGUGGCCGAAUUGCUAAUCUAUUUCAACCGGAAUCCCACAUUUGUGAUGCGCUCCUUUCAAAGCCUUUUGCAAUUAACAGUCGGUUCGGAGGAGGAGCUAUCCAGUCAAACGGCCAAUGCAGAGUUCGCCAACUUUAUUGCCGAGCGUUUCCUGGGCGUGAUCACCUACUUCGAGAGCUGCCUGAGCGAGCCGUCCUUUGAGAAGCCGCUCAAAGAGGAGACUCUCUACAGCUUGGGUCAGAUCAUGCGCUUCGUGGGCGCCCAGCACGUCACCCAGUUCCGAUUCAAGAUCAUCGCCAUGCUGAGCUUCGUGCACACCCUGCAGGAGCCACGACUGCAGCGAAUUUGCCUCAAGAUCUGGCACAUCUUUCUGCAUGUCGUUAAUGUUCAGGAGUUGGGGCCAUCGUUGGGCAGGAUUGUGGCCACUUUGCAGCCGCUCUUGGCGGACGGGGAAAACGUUAAGCAGGUCAACGAUCUGUACGAGUUCAUCAUCCUGCGCAACGCCUCUAUGCUGGGCAACUUUGUAACCGAUCUGUACUUCCUAGACCGCAUGGAGAAUGUCUCGCCAACGAUUCAAAAGUGCAUCCGAAGGCAUACAGCUCAUUUGGACCUGAAGGGUUCCAGCGAUGAGGAGGGUCAUCAACCCCAACUCUUGGAACAGUUGCGUUUCCUGCAGAAGCACAUAACCGACGAGUGCCUACAGGUGCGGGUCUAUGCCCUCCAGCAUCUGGGUGAACUCUUUCGCAGGCGAAGGCCGCAGUUGAAUAGCACCAUACUCAGUGAACUGCCUUUGGAGCCGCUGCUGGAGCAGAUUGUGAACGUUCUGAUGGCCGGCUGUCAGCACGACGAUCGUCAACUGCAAAUGGCAUCGGCCAAGUGCUUGGGAGAGCUGGGAGCCAUUGACGCCAGCUACUUGCCUUCGAACUUCAACUUUGCGAGUCCACAGCAAUUGCCGUUGAAUAUUCUAUCGGAUGACUUUGCCAUUUUGGCAUUGACUGCCUUGUGUCGCGGUUAUCAGUUCCAGCAGAAUACCAAGCAUGUGGAUAGCCUUUCGCUGGCCAUCCAGGAAACGCUGGCCGUUUGUGGCAUUUCACCCAAGGAACAGAAGAAGGUGCAGCUGUGGCAAUCGAUGCCGGCGAGGAUGCGCCAGGUGAUGGAGCCGCUGCUGCACUCCUGCUACACCAGCUGCCAGCGGCCGAGCACCUGCACCCAGCAGCCGCUCUUCGGGAGCCACUACUCGCACAGCUUCUACGAGGAGUGGGCCUUCCUGUGGGCCAGUCGACUGAUCGACUACAUCAAGUCGUCGGAAACGAAGCAUCUGCUCAGCUCGUACAAGCCGUGCAUCAAGAAGGAUGGCAACAUGUUGAGCACCUUCUAUCCGUACAUCCUGCUGCAUGCUCUGCUCGAAUGCUCCGCAGAUCAGCAGAAGCACAUCCAGGAGGAGUUCAUGGCCGUGCUGAGGGCCAAUGAGGAGGGCUCCAGUUCGGUGCGGGGUCGUCAGGGGUUGGGUGCCAUCAAGGAGAACGCCUUCAAGCAGUUCGAGUCGCGAAAGUACGCAGCGGGUGUGAAACCCUUGUCGAGUAAUUCGGUUCUGGAGCGCAAGGAGGAUUCGAGUCGAGUUCCCCGCCUUGCUGGCAAACUUUGCGCCGAACUGUUGGACUUUUUGCAGCGCUGGCUGAGGGAAUGGCAGCGGAUCCAUGGCCGCAGCACUGGGGGCAAGCCACCGGAGACCAUAGAUGCCAACUACCGGAAGAUCCACGAGUUUCUCAAUGGCAUCCCCAAACUAUUGGUUUCGCGCGCCAGUUACAAUUGCGGUGAAUAUGCUCGUGCACUCAGCUACCUGGAAAGCUAUCUCGAGGAGGGCGAGGACAAGUCGAAGCGUCUGCUGGAGCAGUUCACGUUCCUGGUGGAGGUCUAUGGUUCCCUCAGGGAUCCCGAUUCGGUGGAGGGAGCCGUGCAGGUGCGCAGCUACGACAUGAGUGUUACACAGGACAUUCUGGUGAAUCGAUUGGUGGAGCGACAGCAGGACAUGAUCACCUCGUACGAGCAGCUGCUCUCCAGCACGGAUCAAAUGCAACCGGAUCACGUGCGCGCCAUGAUUGAUGCCUAUUUGAUUGACACACCGAAGACCGCUCAACUGAUUGCCGAUGGCCUCUGGCAGCGACUUUCCGAUCGGUAUUCGGGUCAAUGUUUCGCCGAGUGCAAGUCCGAGUUGCUGUGGCGUCUGGGCAGCUACGAUGAGCUGGAGGAACUGCAGACCAACUGGCCGGCUCGGUGCUCUCAAGGUUGCCUCAAGCUGCGCAAACCAUUGACCACUCGCCCGGAAUUCGAUUCGCUGCUGGAUGGAAUGCGGGAAUCGGUGCUCGAACAACUCAAAAGCUGUUCUGCCGUUCAACAGCAUUCCUAUGCGAAUGCCUACGAUGCUGUAUUGAAGUUGCAUCUGGUUCACGAACUCCAGUGCAGCCAGGAGCUGGUGGAGAAGCUGGAACGAGAUGCCAGUCGAGAGAAUCAGGAGGAUCUCAUGAGGAGAUACUUUGAAGAUUGGGAAUGCAGAUUGCAAGUGAUUCAGCCGCAGGUUCGCGUUCAGGAAUCGAUUUACAGCUUCCGCAGGAAUCUGCUGGCUGAACUGCAACGUCGCCUCACGAAUCGCGACCAUUUACUGCCCCGUUUGCAGACAGAGCUGGCCAGGAUCUGGUUGAAUAGUGCCCAAAUCAACAGGAAUGCCGGUCAACUGCAGCGCGCUCAACUGUACAUUCUAAAGGCGGCGGAAUACCAGCCCACGGGCCUCUUCAUCGAACGAGCCAAGCUGCUGUGGCAGAAGGGCGACCAGGUGAUGGCCAUGAACUACUUGGAGGAGCAGCUGUCCAUCAUGCGGUCCGCCUGUCAUGGCAACUUCAAGCAACUGCCGCCGGAGCAGCGGCAUCUGUUCUUCCAGGGAAAGUAUCUGCAAGCCGUUUACAGCGCCGAGUCCAUGCACCUUUGCGCCGAUUCGGUUAUCAAGUAUUUCGAGGAAGCGAUCAACGUGCAUCGCCAGUCGGAGAGCUGCUACGUCCAGAUGGCGCAGUUCCUGGAGAAGAUGCGCGAGGCGAGGCAGAGCAGUAAGGCAUCCGGAUCCAACGAAUCGGACGACAUGCUCAUCGGUAUAAUGGCGAACUAUGCGAGAUCUUUGCGUUAUGGCAGCGAACAUGUCUACCAGUCCAUGCCGCGCUUGAUCAGUCUCUGGUUGGACACCACGGAGACCUCCACGAACAGCGAGCAGGUGAAGAAGAUGAACGACCUGCUGACCAACUGCUGCACUGCCCUAUCCACAUCGGUGUUCUAUACGGUCUACUCCCAGAUGCUGAGUCGCCUCUGUCAUCCCUUGCCAGAGGUUUUCUCCGUGCUGCGGAACAUAAUCAUCCGACUGGUGGAGGAGUAUCCGCAGCAAUCGCUGUGGAUGCUGCUGCCGCACUUCAAGUCGGCCAAGGCGAACCGGAUCAAGAGAUGCAAACUGGUGCUCACCGACAGUCGACUGCAGAAUGGCGCAUUCCAGAAGCUGCUGCACGACUUCAACUCGCUGACCGAACGCCUGAUGGAGCUGACCAACAAGGAGGUCACCCUGGAUCGCACCUACAAGCUGAGCGACUUGGACACACGGCUAAGCAAGCUGUGCAAACAGUCGGAGUUCUCCAGCAUACUGCUUCCCUUCGAGAAGUACAUGCAACCCACAUUGCCACUGAAUUCAGAUUCGGCAACUGUUUCGUAUAAUCCGGCAAAGGGGACAAAGUCAAAUUGGUUUCCCUACACGCAGAUCUACAUCUGUGGCUUCCAGGAGUCCGUCUUGAUACUCCGGUCGGCGGCCAAGCCCAAGAAGCUAACCAUUCGCUGCAGCGAUGGGCAGGAUUACGAUGUGCUGGUCAAGCCAAAGGAUGAUCUUCGUCGCGAUGCUCGCCUGAUGGAGUUCAAUGGCCUGGUCAAGCGGUAUCUCCACCAGAAUGCUUCGGCCAGGCAGCGCAGACUCCACAUUCGCACGUACGCCGUGUUGCCCUUCAACGAGGAGUGCGGCUUGGUGGAGUGGCUGCCCAACUUGGUCUCCUAUCGCAGCAUUUGCAUGAGCCUGUACGCCCAACGGGGUCAGGUGAUGUCCAGUCGUCAGCUCCACCAGCUGGCUGUGCCGCUGAAUGAACCGCUGGAGCGGAAGCGGGAGGUGUUCCUCAAGCAGUUGCGACCCGCCCAUCCGCCGGUUUUCCAGGAGUGGCUGCGCCAGCGAUUCGUCACCCUGCCCAGUUGGUACGAGGCGAGGAAUACCUACAUCCGCACCAUAGCCGUCAUGUCCAUGGUGGGCUACAUCCUCGGAUUGGGCGAUCGGCAUGGCGAGAAUAUCCUGUUUGCCGAGGGUAAUGGGGAUGCCGUGCACGUGGACUUCAAUUGCCUGUUCAAUCAGGGGGAGUUGCUGGCCUAUCCGGAGGUGGUUCCCUUCCGGCUCACCCAGAACAUGAUCACCGCCAUGGGGCCGCUGGGCGUGGAGGGCAGCUACCGCAAGUGCUGCGAGAUCACGCUGCGCCUGCUCAAGCAGGAAACCAAAACCCUGAUGUCCAUGCUGCGUCCCUUCGUCUACGAUGUGGGUGCCCAGACCAGGAAUGGUGCCGCCGCAGCCAAGAUAACCAAGGAUGUCCAGCGCAUCGCAGAUCGUCUACAAGGACAUGUCAAAGUUCAGCAGGCCAACAGCAUUCCCCUCUCCACCGAAGGACAGGUGAACUUCCUCAUCAACGAGGCCACCAAAGUGGACAACUUGGCUGUAAUGUACAUUGGCUGGGGAGCCUUUCUCUAAACCCAGUUCAAGGAUUACCAACAAAUACUCGUUUUUCUACUGAUUCUUUGCCUUCAAGUGUGUAAAUAAUUUAUGUUGAUUAACUAAUAUAGGUCUAAGACAAUAACUGUUAAUUGUUAAGUUGGGGGAACUUAAAAUUCGUUUUUAAAAGAGCUUAGAUGUUACUUCGUAUAAAGAGUUGUUGAUUAAAGUCUUUCCUGUGAAAUGUACCUUAAA